GCAAGCUUUUGGAAAUGGGGACAGCCAUGAACAUAUGAACACGAAGAAAACAGUGAUGGAUGGAACCCAUCGCCCUUGAGAUCCGACCCGAUUAAUCAAUCAAACAAACAAAUCAACCUAAUCUCCAAUCACCAUGAUUCCAUUUGCAUAUCACACCUAACCUAACCACACACCUGAUCCAUUCAAAUCAUAUUCUUAGAUCAAUCUUCAACAAGUUAUUCACAAAUCACAAAUAACCGUCAGAUUCAAUGUCUCCGAUUCACCGGAGAUGACGUCACCGGCGUUCGUAGAUUCAUUAAUCGGUCAGUUUUCUCGUUUGAAGAUUUUACAGCAACAUGACGUCAUCGAAUUCCAAUUCAAGCAAUCGAUUAUUGGAUUUUAACGAGACGAAUCCUGUGUUAGGGUUUAAUACGACGCCGUUUAGUGCUAGUGGUAGUUCUAGUUCUGGUUCUAAUGUGUCACGUGCACGGUUUAUGAAGGCUAGAAAACAAACUGUUAGUCAUAAUCAUAAGUCUGGUAAUCAGGUUUUUAGAAGCUCUACGCAGUCGGUUUUCGGGGAUAUAGGUUAUGGAAAUGCAGCUAAGGAUAUGUUCUUGUUUGGUGGAAAUGAGGGUGGUAAUUAUAGUUCAUAUUGUGGUUUGGAUAAAGGAGAUUCUAGUGUCGUCGUUGAUGAUAUGUCGAGGUUGAAUAUCGAUAGCGAUAAAGGCGAUUCUACGUUCGGUUUGCAGGCGUUUGGUUUAAAGGGGAGUGAUGUUGAAGGUGUGAGCGAUGUAAAAAGUACGAAUCAGUUUACGAGUUCUGUUGAUGGUAAUGUGGUGUUGGAGAUGCAAAGUGAGAUGAAGAAGAUGGAUGUUAAAGAUCCCGCUGAUGUUUCUUCUGAAGGUAGUUUUCGUGGAUAUGAAAAAACGGGUGAGUUUGCUUUUACGAGCAGAUUGGAUGAUGUACGUGUUACAAAUGUGGAGUUCAAGACGCCUGAUAUGAGAAAGAACAUGUUUUCGGGGUUGAAUAGGUUUGAAGCUAGAAAAGAGCAUGGUAAAGAAACGAGGUCGAAGAAGAAGAAAGGGAAGCUGAAAAGACCUGUUGUUGAUCGAUCUAGGAUUAUAGAAGAUUUUGUGUUUGGUGGAAGAAAUUUGUCUGGAAGUUCGGACGGUUUUGAUAUUCCUACAUAUGAUGAAAUAUUAGCUGGUAGUUAUUCUAGAGAAACUUCUGUGACGUCGGAGGCUUCGCAAGUUGAUGAACAAGAUAACGUGUCAAAUGAGUCACGUGUGAUUACUUCAAAUGUCACAACUGAUGAUGAAGCGUUUGAGCCUCAGGUUAAUGAAGUUUCUGAGACAGAAAGCUUCGUGUCUGCAACUGAAAAUUUGGAAUACAGUUGUGAUACUAUGGUUACAUCGCUAGAUUCGGAUGUGAGUUCGACUGCAACUUCUGGGAGGCAAGAAAGUGGUGGCACACGCGUGUUUAGUUUUGGUUCAAGAUCAGAGGAUGUUAGCAAUGGUAACUUCACAUUUGCUGCAUCUUCAUCGGGUCAAAGUCAACUUCCAUCAGAUACCCGUCAGCAUAUGAAGAAACCUCCAUUAAAAAUCACCCGCGAUUCUUACAUUUCCACAAAACCAGAGUUUUUCCCGGUUGAUCUAUCUGCAUCAUCAAGCAUAAAAAAGGAUAACUUGAAAUUAAUAAAUGAACAAGAUUUUAGGCAUGAAAGUCUCACUAGUAGUAGUUUGUCUUCCAGCAAAGCAGCAGAAGAAGCGUGUGAGAAAUGGCGAUUAAGGGGAAACCAAGCUUAUAGUAAUGGUGAUCUGGCUAAAGCAGAAGAUUGUUACACACAAGGGUUAAACUCCGUUUCCGAAAACGAGAAAUCUACAAGCUGCCUUAGGGCUUUGAUGUUGUGCUAUAGUAAUCGUGCAGCAGCGAGAAUGUCUACCGGAAGAAUGAAAGAAGCGUUAGAAGAUUGUCUCAUGGCUGCUGCCAUAGAUCCCAACUUUCUUAAGGUUCAAGUUCGUGCUGCACAUUGUUACCUUGCAAUGGGAGAAAUCGAAAAUGCAAAACAGCAGUAUAUGAAGUGCUUGCAGUUUCGAAACGAUAACAGUGCGGAUGGGAAAGUGAUUGCAGAGGCCUCUGAAGGCCUAGAAAAAGUCCAGAAAGUGUUGGACUGUAUCGAUCAAUGUACUGAUCUGCUACGAAGACGGGCUUCUGAAGACUUAGAAAGUGCUUUGAGACUUAUCAAUGACGCGUUGCACAUAAGCACUUGCUCAGAUAAACUGCUUCAGAUGAAAGCAGACUCACUUUUCAUGUUGAGGAGGUAUGAAGAGGUGAUUCAGAUUCUUACAUCUGAUAAAGCAGAUACACCCGCAAACUCUUCUUCUAGGACAUGGAGAUCACAUCUUAUCAUUAAAUCCUACUUUUAUCUAGGAAGGCUAGAUGAGGCUCUAGUGUUUAUCAAUAAACAAGAAUCAGCAAUACCUUUAGCUGAUACAAUACGUGAACUUUUAUCUCAUAAGAUGGCAGGAAAUGAAGCGUAUAAAUCAGGAAAGCAUUCAGAAGCGGUAGAACAUUAUACCGCUGCUUUAUCUUGCAGCGUUGAAUCUCGUCCGUUUGUGUCAGUAUGCUUUUUCAACCGUGCUGCAGCGUACAGAGCUUUGGGUCAAAUCACAGAUGGCAUUGCAGAUUGCAGCCUAGCUAUAGCCCUUGAUCCAAACUAUCUCAAGGCAAUAUCUAGGCGUGCCAGCUUGUAUGAGAUGAUUAGAGAUUACGGGCAAGCAGCGAAAGAUCUACAGAGAUUGGUGUCUCUUCUAACAACACAGGUCGAGAAGGGUGCGGUUUCUGGAGCAUCGGAUAAUUUAAGCUGUAUGAACGAACUAAAGCAAACUCAGAUACAGCUUUCUAAUGUUGAAAUGGAAUCCAGAAAGGGAAUCCCUUUAAAUGCCUACCUCAUAUUGGGAGUUGAAUCAACUGCUUCUGCAGCAGAUAUUAAAAAAGCAUAUAGGAAAGCUGCACUCAAACAUCAUCCCGAUAAGGCAGCCCAGCUACUUGGUAGAGGUGAUGAUGGAGAUGACGGACUAUGGAAGAAAAUAGCUGAAAAUGUCCACAAAGACGCCGAUAGACUUUUCAAAAUGAUUGGAGAAGCGUAUGCUGUACUUUCCAACCCUUCCAAGAGGUCAAAAUAUGAUCAAGAUGAAGCGAAGAGAAAUGAAGUCAACAGAUUUACUAGAAGCAACUCAUCAAGAACGGCUGCAGAUGUCCAAAACUCUGUAUUUGAGCAAAGUGGGAACGUGCGCCAAUGGCAGGAUUCUGCGAGAACCUAUACCAGAACCCAGUCUACAGGCUCGGAAAACAUUGGUUCAUCGUAUACGUAUUCCAAGUACUACUAAUGGGUUUCAGUAAAGAAGUACUACAAAUAUAGACAGAGGGUACAAAACAAGCAUGCAUAAGAAUUAUACGAUUUUGGGGAUAUAUAAAAGAAGCUAAGUUCGAGGAAAAAUUCCGAACUCAUACCUGUAUUUAAGUUUGAGAUCUUCUGGCGGAUUAUUUUUUGUUUUGGUGUGAACAAGCUGUGUGUAUAGUGGUCAGCAAAAGGAAGGUUGACCGAUUUGUACCUUUCAUAAGGUGGGCCCGAUUGUAUGACUGUACACCAUGGGUCUUACCUUGAGCUUUCAUUUGAUGAUAGUCGGAUACUGUCAUACUGUAUUGUGAGUUUCUACAGAAUCCCAACAAAGGAACAGAAGAGAGAUUUCCUUUUUUAUUUCUUUUUGUAAUUUAUCAUUAUGUUUCGACGACAUGUGUUCAGUGAUUUUGCUAAGACUAAUUUUAUUGUAAUGACGAAAUAGAGCAUCAUACUGUUGUGUUUA
Helianthus annuus (common sunflower) is the source of this 3845-nucleotide messenger RNA. RefSeq names its product TPR repeat-containing thioredoxin TTL2. The transcript is spliced from 10 exons. The record is from RefSeq and is a predicted model, not a curated record. NCBI's taxonomy places the organism in Eukaryota, Viridiplantae, Streptophyta, Magnoliopsida, Asterales, Asteraceae. Gene Ontology annotation, molecular function: protein binding. Bases 336 to 3368 code for a protein of 1010 amino acids.